Hevea brasiliensis (rubber tree) is the source of this 452-nucleotide messenger RNA. RefSeq lists its product as uncharacterized. The record is from RefSeq and is a predicted model, not a curated record. NCBI's taxonomy places the organism in Eukaryota, Viridiplantae, Streptophyta, Magnoliopsida, Malpighiales, Euphorbiaceae. The transcript has 3 exons. The coding region runs from base 117 to 452 and encodes 111 amino acids.
UUUAUAGGUAUGUAUAUUCCAUUUGGUUCUUCGAGCCCUUGACACUGUUGUCUGUCUCAUUCUCUUUUGGUCACUAUCUCUCGUUAUUUUGUCCCUUGCUUUCAGUAUCACACAGGAUGCGAGGCAACGGUCGCAGGGGAGGUUUGUUGGGUCAUUCACAGUCAAGGCAGUUACCUGUGCAGGAUGAGUCCAAUGAUCAACUAGACCAAUCUACACAGGGUCAGCCUCAGGUUCCUUCACGAUCCACUGGGAGGUCGACACCAGAUCCGGAGGGGUCUACUGCUUCAACACAGCAUCGAGCUACACCUCCACCUCCACCGCCACCACCUAUUACCCCAUCUUCUGAGCCUGCAAUUGGAUCAACCUCUGGUCAUGAAGGUCAUUCAGUUGGGGCAGCACCAAUAUCAUCAAUGGAUGGUCUAUCACUCACUACAUUUGGAAGAAAGAAAUAA